Camponotus floridanus (Florida carpenter ant) is the source of this 2069-nucleotide messenger RNA. Its product is annotated as xylulose kinase. Gene Ontology annotation, cellular component: cytosol. The record is from RefSeq and is a predicted model, not a curated record. Gene Ontology annotation, biological process: xylulose metabolic process; D-xylose metabolic process. Gene Ontology annotation, molecular function: D-xylulokinase activity. Lineage: Eukaryota; Metazoa; Arthropoda; Insecta; Hymenoptera; Formicidae. Bases 600 to 2021 code for a protein of 473 amino acids. The transcript is spliced from 11 exons.
ACGCGUUGAAUCUCGCGGAAUGUAACAUCAAAGUUCCGAGGACAGGGCCGAAUUUGGGGGGGGGGGCAACAGGAGCUGAAGCCCAGGGGCCUCCACAACACAAAUUUUUGAGUAAAAUUUCUUAAUUGGGUAAAAUUUUCGAAUGGUAUACAACACUUACAAAGUCUAUGUAUAUUGCUUGACCUUGUUAUUUCGCAAUAAAUUAUUUAAACAACGUAAAAAUUUCUAUUUGAUUUUGGUUCAAAAAUGGUUAGAGAUCUCCACCUCUUCGUUGUCCCAGGGCCUCCACACCUUUAAAUCCGAUUCUGUCCGAGGAUGCACGCAGGCCACGUAUUCGCUCGCUUAAUCUCUCAAGCAUUAAAGUGACGCGUGGACACAUCAAGCGCAUCGAGUCGAGCGAGCUGUCAGCUGUCAGUCGCGUCUUUCUGUCAUCGGUUCUAUCACGAGCUCUGACCUUAAUUUUACGUCGAUUUACAUCAGAAGCAUGGAAGACUUGUCGACGGCAACGUACUUGGGUCUAGACCUAAGCACCCAGCAGGACUUACGGAGGAGUUAUACAGAAGAAAGAGGAACCGCAUGUCGUGGUAGCUCCUUCUUUAAUGUGGGUUAAAGCCUUAGAUAUGAUACUUGACAAAUUACGUGUUUGCGGUGUCGAUUUUAGUAAAGUGGUAGCCAUCUCUGGAUGUGCGCAGCAACACGGUACGAUUUAUUGGGGCAAAGGUAGCCAAAGUCGGUUGCAGCGUUUAAAUCCCACAAAAUUCUUAUACGAACAAUUUGCUACAUCCUUUUCCGUUACUCAUUCGCCUGUAUGGAUGGAUUCCAGUACGUCGAAAGAAUGUAGCGUUUUGGAGGAGAUCGUAGGUGGUCCUCACAAAUUAGCGGAAAUAACGGGUUCGCGAGCGUACGAGAGAUUUUCGGGACCGCAGAUAGCGAAAAUAGCACGCACGAAGCCGGAAGCCUACUGUAACACUGAGAGAAUCUUGUUGGUGAGCAAUUUUCUCGCCUCUUUGUUCCUGGGCGAUUAUGCACCUAUCGAUUGGUCUGAUGGUUCGGGUAUGAAUUUGCUAAAUAUUCAUACGAAAGAUUGGGAUGAUCUAUUAUUGGAGACUUGCGCAUCAGGACUAAGAGAAAAAUUAGGUAAACCUGUUUCAUCAUGCAGUGAUAUCGGUUCUAUAUCGCCUUAUUUCGUGAAAAGAUUUGAUUUUAAAGAAAAAUGUAGAAUAAUUGCGUUUACCGGAGAUACUCCAGAAUCCUUGGUAGGUAUGAGGUUAAAAGAGGGUGAUAUCGCUUGCAGUUUGGGUACGAGCGAUGUUUUAUUCUUGUGGCUAAACGAACCAAAGACUGUAAUGGCUGGACAUAUAUUGUGCAAUCCGAUAGAUAAUCAGGCUUAUAUGGGAUUGCUUGGUUCUACGAACGGUUCUUUAACGCGCGAAAGAAUACGAAACGAGGUUGCUCAAGAUAGCUGGCAAAUAUUUAAUGAAUUAUUAGAAAGCACGCCUCGAGGAAAUUUCGGCAACUUUGCAUUAUAUUUUGAUAAACAAGAGAUCCUGCCUUUUGUCAUCGGUGAUUAUAGAUAUAAUAAAGCCAAUGAUGAAAUCUCUCGAUAUAGUUCGAAAGAAGUAGAAGUGAGAGCAUUGAUUGAAGGUCAAUUUGUCGCAAAAAGAGCAUAUGCUGAAGAUUUUGGACUUGUCAUCGGAUCUAAUACACGAAUUAUCGCAACGGGAGGUGCAUCUGUGAAUAAAGCUAUAUUGCAAGUACUUUCCGAUGUGUUUAAUUCGCCAGUAUAUAUCUCGGAAGCAGUUAAUUCGGCUAUGAUGGGUGCGGCAUAUCAAGCCAAGUAUGGUUUAUUUCACAAUAAUUGUAGUUUUGAUGAAAUUACACGUUGUUUGCCAGAACCGACACCUGUAUGUCAACCUCAUGAUGAUGCCGAAUCCAUUUAUAAACCUAUGACGAUACGUUAUCGUAAGAUUGUAGAUCAAAUAUUAAAGAAGAAAAACGAACAAAAAAGCAAAUGUAAAUAACAACAUUGUAUAAACCAAAAUAUUUUCUAAAGAAAAAUAUAUCUUUUA